Molecule: messenger RNA, 6886 nt
Organism: Salvelinus fontinalis (brook trout)
Lineage: Eukaryota; Metazoa; Chordata; Actinopteri; Salmoniformes; Salmonidae
Product: protein GREB1-like
Exons: 32
Coding region: 157-6267 (2036 amino acids)
Biological process (GO): multicellular organism development
Source: RefSeq, a predicted model, not a curated record
UCAGGGGAUUACACGAGUGUCAGUCCAAGUCACCCAGUUCUUCCAUUCUGCACUGACCGGGUGACAACACGUCUACGCGCGAGGAUAUGGACCUAAUCAUUUAACAAGUCGCUAUUGGAUUUUUAUCGCAUUAUCAGUUUGAUUUGCAGGUGUGCGAUGGGGAACUCGUAUGCAGGCCAGUUGAGGACCACACGUUUUGAGGAGGUGCUUCAUAACUCCAUCGAGGCUUCUCUCCGCUCCAACACUGUGGUGCCACGCCCUGUCUUCUCACAGCUCUACCUGGAGGCAAAACAGCCAACCCUGCACAACGGCCGGGUAGAGAAUGAGGAUGAGGAGGAGGAAGAUGGCUCAGAGUCCAACAGCCCUCCCGUCCCGUACAAGAUGAAGCCCCCACCAGAGGGAUGCUGCACCACGGACGGAUUCUGCCAGGCGGGUAGAGACCUGCGUCUAUCCUCCCUGGUGUCAGAGCCUCAAGACGUGCCCCCAGGAUUCCUGCUGGUAGGGGCCCUGUCUGCAGGCGCACCAGACACCCUGCUGGUGUGUGCAGUCGACCGCAGGUUCCUGCCCGAUGAACGGGGAUGCAACGCACUGCUGGGGUUCUCGGGGAACUGUAUGGGUUGUGGAGAGAAGGGUUUUCGCUACUUCACAGAAUUCUCCAACCACAUCAACCUGAAGUUGAGCACCCAGCCCAAGAAACAGAAGCACUUAAAGUACCAUCUGUACAGGAACAACCAGGGACAGCUGGUCAGAGGGGCUGCUAUCUGCUGGAAUAGCCUCGAGAGCAGAGGGAGACAGACAGCGCCUAACGCCUCUGACGGGCAUGUAACCUCAGACGAUCACUACCCCAACCCAGCAGUCACCGCUCACCCUGCACACACACCCGGGAACUACACAGCCGGCGCCCCUGUAGAACCCAUUGCCCCCCCUCCCCUGGGCAACGGGAGCCACAUCCUCCUAUCCCAGAAUCCUCUGCCCCAGACUGCCAUACUGUCGAAAGGACCGGGGAGACCCACAGUUAUAGGUACACUCAAUACGGGACCACCUAAAAAGAGACACAAAGGCUGGUCCCCUGAGUCUUCUGCUGGGGCUGAGUCUGCUGUGAAGACCCCCCCAUCUUCCUCCUCCUCUUCCUCAUCACUCAACAAUUGGACCAAACCAGACAAUGACUCUCCAGUGAGUCUGUACCAGGGGUCCUCCAACUCCCCCUCUCCUCCCGGGCCGUCUGUCGCAGUGCCUGAUCAGCUGCUACACACCUGCAGACUUCAGCCAGUCAUCUUCAGAGGUCAUGGCAGCCUACCUCGGCUGAGUGGUAAGGUGUCUGAUGUGCAGGUUAGUUCCCUGCUCCAGAGCUGCUAUCAGAACUGCCAGGCCCUGCCCAGGGUCUACCAACACUACGGACCCUCUCCCAUACAGCCCCUGUCUGUAGAGAUGCAGAUACUACUCACUGUAUACUACCUGGUGCAACUAGGCCCAGACCAGGUCCUGCUGAUUGAGGACCUGGAGCAGAUCUUCAUGCGUUCCUGGAGAGAGUCCAACCUCAGUGAGAUCCGCCAGUACCAGCAGCCCCAGCCUGGCCUCUCCCUGCCUGGGCUUCCACUGCCCCAGGCCCAGCCUGGCCUCUCCUUCCCCCAGGCUCCCUACACCCUGCCUGGGCUUCCACUGCCCCAGGCCCAGCCUGGCCUCUCCCUCCCCCAGGCUCCCUACACCCUGCCUGGGCUUCCACUGCCCCAGACCCAGCCUGGCCUCUCCCUCCCCCAGGCUCCCUACACCCUGCCUGGGCUUCCACUGCCCCAGGCCCAGCCUGGCCUCUCCCUCCCCCAGGCUCCCUACACCCUGCCUGGGCUUCCACUGCCCCAGGCCCAGCCUGGCCUCUCCCUCCCCCAGGCUCCCUACACCCUGCCUGGGCUUCCACUGUCCCAGGCCCAGCUCCUCACCCCCUCCCAGCUGCCCUGGCUGGCCAACCUGGCAGCCUCGUCAUGUGGGGAGGGAGUGGUGGUUCUGGGGGAGAAGGCCUCGAUGGCUCUGGGGCUGGCUGACACCUUCAGUAGGCUGAUGGAGGGACAGCUGGCUCAUACCAACUAUGUGGUCAUCAUCUGUACAGCCAAGGGACAGGAGACAGAGUCCUGCAUGGUGGUGACAGGUCAACACCAGUGUCGUGCCCUGACUGAGGGGAUGUUCAGUCCCAGUGAUAGUCUGAGAGAGAUCAGUCAACAGCUGUCCUCUGGCAUGACCCAGGAGCUCACUGCCUUCUGCAACUCUCUGGGACCUGAAGGUGAUGUAGAUGUGUUGCUGGAGAGGGCUGCAGUGGAGAGCAGGAGCCAACUGACCCCCCUGUCCAUCAGUCAGGAGUGUACAGGAGACAGCAGGCCUGUAGACAGACAAACGGACAGAGCUACAGGCCUCCCCAAAGAGCCAGCCAGAGACACACACACAGACAGAGCAGAGAGCCCCAAGGACUCCUGCUCAGAGUACCGUGUGGAGUGGCGGGAGGUACGGCCCAUCCAGUUGGUAGUAGCCAGGAAGCUGCUGUCCCAUGUGUGUGCCAUCGCUGACUCCAGCACUCAGAACCUGGACCUGGGCUCCUUCGACAGGGUCGACUUCCUUAUCUGUGUCCCCCCUUCUGAGGUCACCUUCCAACAGACUGUACUGCAUCUCUGGAACUCAGGUGUCCUACAGAAUCUGGGGUUGGAGCAAGACUGUCUGUCUCAGAGAGAGGCAGAGCGCUAUGUGGUGAAGAUGGACCAGGAGGCCAGGGUGCGCAUUGAUGACCUCAUACAGGAAGCAAACAGGAACCCCAACACACUCUUCAUUCUGGUUCAUGACCACGCUCACUGGGACAUCAGCAGUGGAGGGUAUGGUGCCAGCUGUGGUGACUCCGGCAGUGGGUUGGUGGAUAGCCUGCUCAACUCCUGUCAGAUCAGAGACGCCAACAACAUCCUGACUCUCCACGUCACCUCGUUCCCCUUUGCCCUGCAGACACAACACACACGCAUCAGCCCUUACAACGAGAUACACUGGCCCUCUGCUUUCAAUAAUGAAGUGGAUCUGUACCUUGAGAAGACACAGUACUUUGGUGUGUGUGAGCUGCUAGACUCGACUCGUUCAGGCAGCGGUCUGCCUCUCCUCCGCUAUGACAGCUCCUUCGAAAGCAUGGCCUCUGUCCUGGAGGAGAGGUUCCCCAAGCUACACAGUGCAGUGAUCCGGACCCAGGUUUUAAUACAACACUACUGUGUGGCCAUGAUGGCCGUGUCGGGUCGGUCUGGCUCAGGGGGGCGAAGCCAACAUAAACACACCUCCGUCGAGACGCUGGAGAUCGUCAAGAGCCUGCUUAGCUCCGCCCAGCGAUGCCCCUCCCACCACGGUCACAUGGUGCUGCUACGGCUCCCCUCAUUGGCACUGGCAAGGUGGGCCCACCAACGGCUGGUGCGGAUCAGACAGAGACUGGGGCUGGGGGAGCGCUUUGAGAUCAUCCUGGGAAACCCCAGCCAAACCCUCAGCAUAGGACAGAGCUUCACUGAGCGCAUCAAGACAUGGCUGAAGAUCCAGGAGACAGACUGGGUUCCUCGUACCUACCUGGAGCUAGAGGCCCUGCCCUGCAUCCUCAUCCUCUCUGGGGCAGACCCCCUGGGAGAGUCCCUACCCAGAUCACUGAAGUACUGUGAUCUGCGUGUGAUAAGCUCCUCCUACCUGCAGCGCACGGCAUUGGAGCAGGAGCUAGGAUUGGCGGCCUACCUGGUGAGGGUGGAGUCCCAGGGGUCACAAUCCCACGGCCACGCCCCCGGCCUGGGCAGUGACCUAUCAGAGAGCGACUCAGACAAACUCAACAGCACCGACAACGAGGAGGAGGGGGGAGAGAACACUCUGAAAUCUGACCUCCCUGGCCUUGGUCACACCGCUCCCUCUGUCCCUCACCCUCCCUCAGUUCUCCAGCCCCCCCGAACCUUCCCCGACAGCAUUGCUGCGGACCCCCUCCAUCCCCACACCACCCCCCCAGCCCCUCACCGCCCCCCUAACACCCAGCGUCGGCCCUCCAAGUCCACUUCCUUGGAUUCCUCCUCUCUCCUUCAGGGCUGCUCCUGGGCACGAGGGGUGAGCCGCCCCCCUUCCCUGCUGCUGCCCCGGGGACUCUAUGACAUCAUCAAGGCAUGCGACGGGAGCGGGCUGCCUCGCUGCACCUCCUUCUUACCACACCGGUCUGUGACCUGGGCCAGCUCCUUCAGACCUCUGCUAAGUAAGAUGAUGACGUGUACAGAACAGUCUCUGUAUUACCGCCAGUGGACCAUCCCACGGCCUCACCACAUGGACAGCAGCAACCGCCCUGCAAAGGGGCGCACAGACAACUUCCAUCCCCGCAGACUGCUGCUCAGUGGACCACCACAGGUGGGGAAGACAGGGGCGUACCUCCAGUUUUUGGGCAUCCUGUCUCGUAUGCUGAUCAGACUGAUGGAGGUGGACAUCUAUGAUGAGGAAGAUAUCAACUUCAGUGGUCAGCUGGAGCGUGUCCAGUACCGGCCAACCUGUGCCUCCUGGCCAGUCACAGACACACUGAGGGGCAUGCCGUUUGACUACACCGUCCACCACCCCAAAUAUGAAGACAUCAGCACUGUUUACUGCCCUGACUACUACCCCAACACUGAUGGAAUCCCCAGACGUCAGGAGGACGUGUAUCUGCGGAGGCGUACGGCCAGAAUCAAACUGUCUAAAUACGCAGCCUACAACACCUACCACCACUGUGAACAGUGUCACCAGUACAUGGCUUUCAACCCCGGAUACCAGAUGUAUGAGUCGACCCUGCAUGCCUUCACCUUCUCCCACCUUCUGCUGGGGGAGGAGAUCCAGCUCUACUUCAUCAUCCCCAAGUCUAAACAACACCACUUCAGCUUCAGCCAACCAGGAGGCCAACUAGAGAGCAUGAGACUGCCCCUCGCCUCCGAUUGGAACCCAGACUGUAUCAAGAGUCCCAUCUUCACCCCAACAACAGGUCGUCAUGAGCAUGGCCUGUUCAACCUGUACCACGCCAUGGAUGGGGCGGCCCACCUCCACAUCCUGGUCAUCAAGGAGUAUGAGAUGGCUGUCUAUAAGAAGUACUGGCCCAACCACAUUAUGCUGGUGCUGCCCACCAUCUUCAAUGGAGCCGGGCUCGGUGCGGCCCACUUCCUGAUCAAGGAGCUGUCCUAUAACAACCUGGAGCUGGAACGCAGCCGCAGGGUGGAGGGAGGAGGGCCGCCAGUCGACGUCUGGCCCUUCAUCAUCCUCUCUGACGACUCCUGCGUCAUGUGGAACGCUGUGGAACUGGACUCACACAGUACCUCAGGCCCUGUAGAGAGGAGUGUGUCUCUGAAGCAGCUGCUGCAGCACAUGGAGGCGUGUCCUGACCUCACACAGUUUGGCCUCUGUGGGAUCAGGAAGUGGAGCAGUCACUCCCCAGGUCAGGGUCAGGGGUCAGGGGGAGGAGCUUGUCACAGAGAGCCUUUCUCCAGAGGACACCUCCACGACUUCCUGCUUCUAAACGUGGACCUGACCCAGGGCAUCCAGUUCAACCAGAACAGGUUUACGUGUGAUGAUGUGGACUUCACCCUGCGAGUCCACAGUGCUGGUCUGCUCAUCUGUCGUUUCAACAACUUCAGUGUAAUGAGGAAACAGAUCUCUAUUGGAGGAUACCACACCUUCAUCAUCAAGAACAAGGUGACUGACGUCCCCACCUCGGUCCAGCCGUCUCAGUAUAUCUGUGCCCCGGACAGCAAGCAUCCGUUCCUGGCCACGCCUGCACAGCUACUGCUGGAGAAAUACCUGCAACACUCUAGCCUGUUCCCCCUUAGCACAUGCAACUACACACACCCCAUACUGUCUGUAGACUGCUACCUUAACCUGGGGCCGGAGGUGACGGUGUGUUUUGUGAGUUCCAAACCUCGCUCCAUCAACAUCUGUACUACAGGGCUGCUGUUCAGCGGCCUGCUGCUCUGCUUCUGGGAUUCCUUCGUCACGCCAGGAUUCCUAAAGAACUUUCACUUCCUCAAAGGUAAACGUACACAGACCCAUGCAGGCAGACUACACACAGAGAAGUCAUCACUUCUUCAACGGUAUUCUCUGUUCCCUCCUACAGGGGCGGUUCUGUGUGUGAUAUGUGCUGACCGUAGCUCUCUGAGACAGACAGUGGUGAGGCUGGAGCUCGAGGACGAGUGGAGGUUCCGGCUGAGUGACGAGUUCCAGACAGCCAACGCUAAAGAGGACCGGCCCCUCUUCUUCCUCACAGGGAAACAUAUAUGAACCCCCCUACUCAUAAACCCAUGAAUCUCAACCCGUACCCCUCAUCUUGAACCCUGCUGUAGGUUCAAAACAGAAAGCCAAAAACUGUCUGUACUCUUCUGGUGGAUCAAGCCAAUAACCCAUGCAGAGAGUAGCUGCUAGUGAAUAUAGCUAUGAGUCUGCGACUGGUAUGGCUCUGUUUACUGUAGCAUUGCUGUGGUAUUUACUACAAUACUACAAUACUCCAAUCAGCCCUCCACCUCUCUGUUGGGAUUUGUUACACGUCAUCAUUCCACAGUGCAUGCCACCAUUCUUAUUGUCGUUAAUGAGGUAUCGUUUUUUUUAAGAUAUUUUUUUGUGAUAUACAAUGAUUAAAUAUUUUGCAUAUAUUUUGACAGUUUUGUGUCAUGUAAAAAGUACUUAUCUAUGUAAAAGAAGAUGUUCUCUGUAGUGAUUUCACACCAGUGUUCUUUAAGAGGUGUUACGUGAGGACUCUUAUGUGUAUGUGGCUCUCAUUUCUGACGCUCCGUGUUUGUGGUCUCUUGAUUAUCAAUAUGUUGAGAAACUUGAAUUGAUGUUGUCAUGUUCUAUAGACACAAUGGCCUGUGUACUGUAUGUUUUACAAUGUAUAAAUGUACAU